AUGGCGCUGCUGUACCGCGCGACGCGGCUCAAGGACCGCGCCGACACCCACGUGUUCACCUUCGUGGUGACACGCUCGGCCACGCGCGAGCCCGACCGCGAUGUCACCUCCAAAGACUUCUGCUGCGCGCACCAGCGCUGGGCGGUCGCUUUCAGUCGCACCGAUGCAUCACUCGGUGUGUACUUGGUGUGGCGUGGCGCGUGCGAAGGAAUGCGGGUGUAUGUCGAUUUUACAUUCACGCUCCUCAGCCGCGAUCAUUUUACGGCCAAUGAAGGGUUUUCCGGCAAACAGGUGCGUUUCAGCGCAGGCUGCGCUGCGCAGGGCCGAGGUCGCUGUGUGUCCAUCGCCGAACUUAACACCAAGUUCGCUGAUGCGAGGGGUGAGUUCCAACUGGAACUCAGUAUGUCACGGGUGCGCACGCUAUACUCUUGUGAACUACGCGCACCCCGCCUUGAUACACCACCCAUAGCUUUCGCCGGAUUUGACUGGCAGGUGUCGGCAACUGGCGGCGGUGGCAAGGAACCGCUGACAUUACGGUUAAUGAGAUUAUCAGGGGAAGGACAACGCUGUCGCGUAAGAUAUGCACUUGCACUUGGCGAAGGCGAAAGAAGACUACAUUCAGGCCCGUUGGAGUGUGUUUGUGACGCUGACGGACGAACGCCACCCUGGAACCCUCGACCACCAUCCCGACUUCUAACAAAAGGGGUUCGGUUAACUGUAGAACUAGUAUGGGCGCGUGCACUGGCCGAACUGGCGGUGCCGGCAGCGGGCCGCGCGGCUACGUGCUACGACCGCGACAAGCAGGCGUGGGCGGUGCGCUGCGACAUGCACUCUGAGAUGGUGAGACUGCAUAUGUUGUACCGGGACGUGCACCACGUGCCACGCAACCACUUGCGUUAUGUGAGCUGGUCGGCCUGGCUUGUGAGAUCAGGUGUCGCAGCUGGUGAACCUGAUGCGGAAGAACUACCUGGAGCACCCUUCGAGCAUUACUAUGCACAAGACAGUGCUGAUGAAGGGCUCAUGAUGGAAACAGCAUUACGCGUAGAGGACAUGUCACGACCUGGGAGCGCAUUCUUACAUCCAGGUGGUGAACUACGUGUACGUCUCGAAUGGGGCGAUACUUACCUACUCUUUCAAGCUACUUAUCAUGUCUAUGAUGACCUUUGUCGGCUGCACGCGCAUCAAAUGAGGCGCGAGAUUGCUGUUCUUCAGGCGGAGAACUAUUCGUUGGAGCGACAGCUGUUCAGCUAUCAAAAAAGCCUGGCCUACGCACAGGCGCAGGCAGGUGAACCGGCAGUGGCGGAGACGAGUGGAAGGCGUUCCCCCGCGGAGCGCUCGCUCUCUACCGACACAGAGUACGCGUGA
This is a messenger RNA of Spodoptera littoralis (African cotton leafworm), 1365 nucleotides long. The record is from the annotation of a GenBank genome assembly. NCBI's taxonomy places the organism in Eukaryota, Metazoa, Arthropoda, Insecta, Lepidoptera, Noctuidae.